AUGGUAACGCCAUGCGCAUCGGCGCAGAUGUUAACUUGUGGUAAUGAGUGGCAAUGGAUGUGCAAUAACGGCGAAUGUAUCGCACAGUAUGAUCUGUGCAAUGGUAUUGAACAAUGUACUGAUGGAUCUGAUGAAAUUGAUUGUGACAAAAGGCAAUGGCAGAAUAAGUAUAUUAAUGUGCCACGUGAAGAACAGAUGAAGUCAGCGAUACAAACUGGGAUGGAUGAGAUUAAUCCAACUAAUAGUACUACUACGUCUCGAUCUAUGGAAUUUAAUGGAUGGCUUAUCGCUCUCACUUCCGUACUGGUCAUCAUACUAUUAAUAGUAAUUGUACUGCGAUGUCGACAACGGCGAAACAGUCUGGUUCGGAAUAAUCGGGCAUAUGGUGUAAGGAAAAGUUUAAAUAUGGGACAAAAUAAUGGCGAUGAUGAGGAUGAUUUACUGAUAGGUUCACUUUAUUCCUAA
Molecule: messenger RNA, 465 nt
Organism: Cercopithifilaria johnstoni
Lineage: Eukaryota; Metazoa; Nematoda; Chromadorea; Rhabditida; Onchocercidae
Source: the annotation of a GenBank genome assembly